Eimeria tenella is the source of this 366-nucleotide messenger RNA. RefSeq lists its product as uncharacterized. Lineage: Eukaryota; Apicomplexa; Conoidasida; Eucoccidiorida; Eimeriidae. Bases 1 to 366 code for a protein of 121 amino acids. The record is from RefSeq and is a predicted model, not a curated record. The transcript has a single exon.
AUGGCGGACUCCGCGAAGACAAACUGCCUGCUUUCCCCCGUCGAAAGCCUCCGCGCCUGCGUCCUCCUCCAGGAAGCCCUCAAGCAGCUCGCCUUCAUAGGCCGUUUGUCUCGCCGCCAAAAGGCGGCCAAGCCCGACGGGCUCGCGGCUUCCCGCGGCGACGAGAUUGUGCGCCUCAUCGCCGAGCAGCAGCAGCAGCAAGACAGGUGCGCGCAGCAGCAGCAGCAGCAGCAGCAGCAGCAGCAGCGGCCGCGGCAAGGCGGCAAGGCGGCAGGGCGCGGCGCCACGCACGCCACGCCCGAAGAGCUGCUUCCCCAACACUUCUCGGAAGCUCCCGCAGCCCGCAGAGCUGCUGCUGCUGGCUAG